AUGAAGAUAAGCAGCAACCUGUUGGGACUUCUCAACAUCCUCAUCUUCCUCGUAUCGAUUCCAAUCGUCUAUUUUGGGAUAAUUGCGAACAAGACAAACAGCGGAGGGGAGUGCCUCGACCUUUUAAGGAAGCCCUUCCUUGUAGUCGGCAUUUUCGUCAUGGUGACGUCAAUCUUCGGCAUAAUCGGGGGGUGUUGCCGGGUCCCUUGGAUCCUAUGGACGUACCUCGCCAUCAUGUUCCUCGUCCUGUUCGCCUACUUCUCCAUGUGGAUUUUCGCCUUCUUCGUCACUUGGAAACCAGGUGGUGGAACGGAGAUUCUUGGUACGGGGCACAUGGAGUUUAAGCUUAAUCGAUACACCGAGUGGAUGCAGAUGAGGGUUCAAGACGAAAAGAAUUGGAAGAAGAUCAAGCACUGUCUCAUUCUUGGCGAUUACUGCCCUAGUUUGAUGCCCGGAAAUGGCACUUCCCUCCGGGAUUUCAACAAAGAGGAAUUGGCACCAGUUCUGUCUAGUUGUUGUAAGCCAUCAGUCGAGUGUGGAUUUAGCUAUGAGAAUCCUAUCGUGUGGAAGAAGAAGAAUAACAGUGCUUCUUCCAACCCUGACUGCAAAGCAUGGGACAACGACCGAAAGGUUCUGUGCUUCAACUGCGAGUCUUGCAAGGCUGGAAUGCUGGAACAACUGAUAAUUUCUUGGAAGGCGAUGCACCUUUUCAGAACCCUAAUGCUUGGCUUCCUCUGUUUGGUGUACGCUGUUGCAUGCUGCGCAUUCAAAAACACCAGAGAGAAAUUCUGA
Molecule: messenger RNA, 792 nt
Organism: Prunus armeniaca (apricot)
Lineage: Eukaryota; Viridiplantae; Streptophyta; Magnoliopsida; Rosales; Rosaceae
Source: the annotation of a GenBank genome assembly